Molecule: messenger RNA, 3645 nt
Organism: Gopherus evgoodei (Goodes thornscrub tortoise)
Lineage: Eukaryota; Metazoa; Chordata; Testudines; Testudinidae
Product: zinc finger protein RFP-like
Exons: 8
Coding region: 37-1500 (487 amino acids)
Molecular function (GO): zinc ion binding; protein binding
Source: RefSeq, a predicted model, not a curated record
AGUGAAAUUAAACUGCUCUCCUGCCUGGGAUAAGCCAUGGCUGCUGCUGCAAAGGCAAGGCAAAGCCUCCAGGAUGAAGCUUCUUGUUCCAUCUGCCUGGAGUAUUUUAAUGAUCCCGUGACUAUAGACUGUGGGCACAAUUUCUGCCGAGCCUGCAUCACCCAGUGCUGGGAGGGAUCUGAUAAAGACGUCUCCUGCCCUCAGUGCAGAGCGACCUUUCCCCAGAGGAACCUCAGGCCGAACUGGCAGCUGGCCAACGUGGUAGAAAUAGCCAAGCAGCUACAUUUGCAAUUGACAAAAGAUGCCGGAGCCGGGAGAGUGUGUGAGAAACACCAGGAGGCUCUGAAACUCUUCUGUCAAGAGGAUCAGUCCCCCAUCUGCGUGGUGUGCGACAGGUCCAAGGAGCACAGGGCUCACACAGUGGUUCCUGCAGAGGAGGCCGCCCAGGAGUACAAGGGACAAAUUAGGAGUCAUUUGGAGAUGUUGAAGAAGGAGAUGGAAGGCAUUGCUGCACUGAAAUUGAAUGGGGAAAUAACAACCGAGGAGCUGCUGCAACAGACGGAGAGCGAGAGGAAGAAGAUUCUGUCGGAAUUUGAGAAACUCCAUAUGUUUCUAGAGGAGAAAGAAUUGCUCCUAUUGGCCCAGCUGGAAGUGCUGGACAAGGAGAUAUUGAAGAGGCAGGAUGAAUUCACCACCAGGCUCACCCAGGAGAUAUCUCGUCUCGAGACCCUGAUCAGUGAGAUGGAAGGGAAGUGCAGGCAGCCAGCAAGUGAAUUCCUGCAGGACAUCAGAAGCACCUUGAGCAGAUAUGAGACGGGGAAGUUUCAGAGUCCACCAUCCCUUCCUCUGGAACUGAAAAGGAGAGUCAAGGACUUCUCUCAGAAGCACACAUUUCUGGAGCACGCUCUGAGUAAAUUUAAAGAGACUCUGUCAUCUGAACCAAAGCUGGACAAAGUGUUUCUAUCUGGAAAGCAGUUGGACAAAGCAAAUGUGACCUUGGAUCCAGACACGGCUCAUCCUCAUCUCAUCCUGUCCGAGGAUGGGAAAAGCGUGAGAUGGGGACCUGCACAGCAGGACGUGCCUGACAACUUCAGAAGAUUUGAUCCCGUUCCCUGUGUGCUGGGCUGUGAGGGGUUCACCUCAGGGAGACAUUGCUGGGAAGUGGAGGUGGAUGGGAGCAGUUGGGCCGUGGGGGUGGCCAGAGAGUCUGUGAGGAGAAAGGGAGGGGUCGGCCUGGAGCCAGAGGAGGGGAUCUGGGCUGUGGGGCAGCUGAACCCAAUUCAAUAUGUGGCUCUCACUUCUCCUUGGACAAGCCUGCCACCGGAUAGGAGACCCAGGAAGAUCAGGGUUGCCCUGGACUACAAAGGGAGGCAGGUGGCAUUUUUCAACGCUGAGAACAACACUGAGAUCUUCACUUUCCUAGCAGUUGCUUUUGCUGGGAGAAUCUUCCCGUUCUGCUGGGUGGCAGACAAAAGUUCCCAGGUCAGAAUGUGUCACUGAGCUGCGAGAUCAAGUAAUCCACCUCUCCUCCGGGGCCUGGAUCUGGCAUCUGCUCCGUAGAAUCUCCUUGUGGAAUUCUAGUCUGUCCGACCCAGCUUCUAACACUCGCCUCCCAGCAGUAUCUGACUGCCCAAACCACCUCCUACUGGAGCCCAGAGAGAGCCCAGUUUCUCUAACACCUGCAGACAAUUCAUGGUGCAGACAGUUCAUGACCCCCUAUACGCUGCCUCUACUGCAGGAUCCCUCUUUGGAUGAGCGGGAGAGGAUUUUUUCGAAGAGAGAGAUCAAAGGGAUUAGAGGUGGGGGAAACAAAGAGUAACUGGAGAGGAUGUUUAUAGAAGGAAAUAUGAGAGGAAAAUGUAUAGGAGGAAAAGAGAUGAGGGAAUAUAUAAACUCUUUGGAGCAGGGAUUGUCUCUCGCUGUGUGUCUGUGCAGCACCCGGCACAACGGGGCCCUGAUCUCAGCUGGAGUUAUCCUAAUAUAUGUAAUAGGUAAUGAUAGCUACACAAGAGACACCAUGACUGUGAGAAUCAUUCAGAGGAUUCAUAAACCUAGGGGUAAAAUUUUCAGAAGUGCCUAAAUCCCAUUUUCAAAGGAGAGGAGUGACUCUUGAGAACCCACGACUCAGUGAAAGUUGACAGGAGUCUGGCUUUGAAGUCACUUCAGUGCUUUUGAAAAUAUGCCCCUCAUUGAACGUUAGGUGCCAUUCUAAGCAUCCAUCCCUUUGCUAUAUCAGCAGCGAUUUAAGUGAGGGUCUAUGCAGGCCCAGGGCUCCACCCACAUAGACGGGGGAGUCACAGGAUGGGAGCCUUUCUUGGCUUCAGAAGGUGGAAGUUGCCAAAGGAUUGUCCCACGUUCCCUGGGUAAGUGAGAUCAACUGGCAGCUUUCUCUGUUGUCCUUGCUGCUCAUGCAAAUGUUCAGCGUUCAAAGCCAACUCGUGUUUAUUUUAGGAUUUGCAUUUACCUAAGUAAGAAUAAAAUCCAUAUUUUUAAAUACCCUUAUUUUCUAUUGUGCUUCCCCGCACCCUAUAUUACUGAGCAUUUGUGGGGAGGGAACAUAAAUAUGGUUCACCGGAGGGGACUGUGACUCGAACACCAAUGGGGAACACAGCAAACUCGGCAAGGAUUAGUGGGUGGAAUAUGUGGCAGGAGGGUUCUGAGCAAACGUUUGACUUUUCAUCCAAAACCGGAAAAGUCUCAGCAGCUGAAAAGCCUCUCAGCGUUUGGUUUUCCACUGAACAUUUUCAGCUUCAGCUGAACUUAUUCAGGGAGUUGGUUUCCCAAUAAACAACUUCCGAGGAGAGCAAACUCUUCUUGUCAACAAUUUUCUUUAGAAGAAAACCCAAAUCUCCCACAGAGGGGAAAAAUGUUUUGAGAGCAGAUUUGUGCCCUGCCUUGUAAACAACAUAGAUUAGUAGAUUUUAGAGGCUGAAGGAACCUUUAGAUCGUGUUGUCUCAUCAGCUUUCUGCAUUACACAGGCCAGAGAAUCCACCCCAUGGGUCCUGCAUCCAGCUAAGUUUCACAAGGCCCUACAAAUACAAGUGCUCAGCUUUCACCCUUCCCUAUUUCCAGCUCCCCUUUCUCCCUUGGGUCCUUGCUUCUCCCCCAUUCCCAGACUCCACUCCCCCACCCAAGUCCCUUCUUCACACAGUCCCCUCACCACCAUGUCCACACUCCAUGGUAGAGCCGGUCCCAGUUCGCUUCCCCCGGUCACAUCCAGGUGGCACUCCUCACUCCUUCCCCUCACCGCCUUCCCCUUGCCCCAUGGUUCCCAGUUGCUGGCCAGAGAGUGGGGGUGACGGGCCCAGCUGGGGAAGGAGUGGGGCUGGCCAGAAGAUGGGGUGUGGGAUCCAGCUGUUGGGAUACCAUGCCAACAUGGGGGUGAAGGGCCUGGCUGCCUGUGACUCCUGGCUGACUGACAUGGGGGCAAAGGGCGUGGAAGGAAGGUGGCUGGCUUGAGGGGGUUGCUGUCUGGAGUUGGGGAGAGGGACGCUGCUGAGAGGCUGGCAGGAAUGAAGAGGAUGAGAUGAUCAAGACUGGAAUUUUCCAAGGCCUUUAAGGAGGCUAAGCCAUGGGAGGCAGGUGCCCAACUCCCCUAAGCCACUCUGACAAUUCCAGUCUGACCAGAGCUGGGGAGAGGAAAA